CCCUAGACAUGCUUUCCAGACUCAGAGGUCUGUUUGACAGAGGGAAUGGACAGCAUGGAGAGACCAGAGUGAGGCAGAAGGAAGCUUGUCCCGGGUCUCCCUGGAAAAUAUGGAGAAAAUGGUCCUGGGGAAGAGGCAGUGAGUUUUGGGAUGGGUCUGGGGAGCUUUCUGUAUGUGGUGAACUUCAGCUUUCCACAGCAAGGGCUCAAGAACUAGGAACUUGGUCAGGGACAGAAAACUCCAAGUUCAAGUCAGAGAUGAAACAGCAGCCAGAUCUAUCUGUGUCAGGAGACACUGGCAGAGUGGGUUCAUUUACCUUGUGCUACAGCAGUAGUAACAACAGCUGUAAAGGCAUGCAGCAGAAGCAGCUGCAGCAGAGCCUGGAGCCUCUGGAGAGGAAGCCCAAGCAUGAGAAGCAGAAACAGAAGAAGCAGGAGCAACAGCAACAGAUGUGGAAGUGGAAACAGAGGCCUGUGUUCAUAGGUUCCUUUUCUCCUGGGGCCAUGCCCUACCACAGGCUGAAUUCUUUUUGGAUGCUGAAAAAGGAGCAUAAACAGGUGAUGUUGGACUUGCAGAAAAUGCCCAUGGAGAUCAGUGAUGGUGUGAACAAGGUCAAACAACUGAUUGAGGAGAAUGUAUCCUACAGGUAUAUGCCUGAUUUAUCAUGAGAGGGACUGAUUCAUCUUUCUCUUUCACCCAAAGUAAGGGCUCUGGUUCUUGCCUGUCUGCCUCUUAGCAAGCAGUCUGACAUUUGGUCCUUGGCCUUGUGCCACUUGGACUCAGUUUUGCUAAGUGUGAAAAGACGCUGUGUCCCUCCAAGAGAUGUCUUGUCAUUCUUGGGAUAUCCUUGACAGAAAAAGAGUUUGCACCAUGAAGAGA
Messenger RNA from Peromyscus leucopus (white-footed mouse), 879 nucleotides. RefSeq lists its product as uncharacterized. Bases 9 to 668 code for a protein of 219 amino acids. The record is from RefSeq and is a predicted model, not a curated record. The transcript has 4 exons. NCBI's taxonomy places the organism in Eukaryota, Metazoa, Chordata, Mammalia, Rodentia, Cricetidae.